AUGACUGACGACCACCAGCAUCAAUAUCCCGGAAAUGAGUGUGAUAUGGGGCUUAUUGCUCCGAGCUCAGAUAAAAGAAGUCAGGGUAACAAAACGUGUGCAGAACAAAAAGGAUUCCGUUUGAAUGAACCAAUACUCAGUAAACAACCCUGUCCAACACCGGAAUUAGUCAGAUCGGCGAUGAAAAAAUGCGACACCGAGCGCGAAAGAGUGGAGGUACUGCUUCGUCUUCUGGAGAAACAAAAGAAAGAGGCCAGUUCCCUGGCUGAAAUGCACCGGCAGCUCCAGCUCACUGACCUCUCGGAAGAGCUAGAUGCCAUUGCAGAUGAUUCUGCGUACGCAAUCGCUGCAUUCAACCGUAGAUUACAGCAGCGAAAACCAAUUGCUUACACAUUCCAUUGGGCAAACAUGCCUCAGUCAAACGUGAAUCUGGAUCUUUCAUCUGAGACUCUGGAAGUGACGGAGGUGCGUCCGGUGGACUAUCGCACACCGUCCGACUGUGGUGGGAAUUUUGAGACAUGUGUGCAUCUCGAACUGGCAUUUCCUUCAGAAAAAAGAACACAAAAGCUAAAGACCAACUGGGGCCGCUAUAUGAACGGCGUUCGCUACCUUCCAUCACCCCUGCGAUUCAACGUUGCGUCCACUCGGUCAUCCUACGUCCAAUUUCUAGAACUUAACAAACAACUCAAGGCUACGGUCUUCUACAACCGUGGUCUAGCAAAACGAUCGGGGGUCUUCGGGUGGACGUACUUCACUUUAACCGAUCUUCUGCACUCUGCGAACGUCAGCCUUUCUGUCUACUUGAACGCCGAAGGCGGAGUCGUCCCUGGGUAUCUGAAAAUAUUUCUACGUCAACGUCUACCUAUUCAGGUGAGUUUUGGCAGUUACAAAAGUACCACAUUAACCUCCGCUCGUGUUGCUACUUGUUAA
Dicrocoelium dendriticum is the source of this 930-nucleotide messenger RNA. The record is from the annotation of a GenBank genome assembly. Lineage: Eukaryota; Metazoa; Platyhelminthes; Trematoda; Plagiorchiida; Dicrocoeliidae.